This is a messenger RNA of Eucalyptus grandis, 1471 nucleotides long. RefSeq names its product pto-interacting protein 1. The record is from RefSeq and is a predicted model, not a curated record. Gene Ontology annotation, biological process: protein phosphorylation. The transcript is spliced from 8 exons. Lineage: Eukaryota; Viridiplantae; Streptophyta; Magnoliopsida; Myrtales; Myrtaceae. Gene Ontology annotation, molecular function: ATP binding; protein kinase activity. The coding region runs from base 217 to 1305 and encodes 362 amino acids.
GUCAACACCACUUUCGCUCCCAAUAGGGCCAAUACGCGCUAUCCUGCGCACGCCCCCGCUUUUUUUUGCGCACCCUUCGCCGGCUUCCGACUUCACUUCUUCAGAUCUCCCCUCUCUACUCCAGUGGUCUCCCGAGCGGCCUCCUUCGUUUCUCUUGCGCUUGCGAUUUCCGGGGUCGAAUUCCAGGGGAGGUCCAUUUGGUGAGUGAAGAAAACCAUGAGCUGCUUUAGCUGUUGUGAAGAUGAUGAUAUUCAUAAAGCUCCAGAUAGUGGAGGCAUGUACCCGAUGAAGAGCUCAACAGGAAAUGAUGGGGCAUAUCAUGCCUCUGAAUCUGCACCAAAAGGUGCACAAGCGGUAAAAGUUCAGCCCAUUGAAGUCCCUGCUAUUCCAGUGGAUGAACUUAAGGAAAUCACUGAUAACUUUGGGACAACUGCUUUGAUUGGGGAGGGAUCAUAUGGCAGAGUGUACUAUGGGGUUCUAAAGAGUGGGCAGGCUGCAGCUAUUAAGAAGUUGGAUGCAAGCAAGCAACCUGAUGAUGAAUUUUUAGCCCAGGUUUCCAUGGUGUCGAGAUUGAAAGAUGAAAAUUUUGUUGAAUUGCUUGGUUAUUGUGUUGAUGGAAGUUCCCGAGUUCUCGCUUACGAGUUUGCAUCUAAUGGUUCGCUCCAUGAUAUUCUCCAUGGUAGAAAAGGAGUUAAAGGGGCACAGCCUGGUCCUGUUCUUUCUUGGGCACAGCGGGUAAAGAUUGCAGUAGGGGCUGCUAAAGGACUUGAGUAUCUGCAUGAAAAAGCAGAACCUAGAGUAAUUCAUCGUGAUAUUAAGUCCAGCAACGUCUUAAUAUUUGAUGAUGAUGUUGCAAAGAUAGCUGAUUUUGAUUUGUCCAACCAAGCUCCUGAUAUGGCAGCCCGUCUCCAUUCAACUCGUGUUCUUGGCACCUUCGGUUAUCAUGCUCCUGAAUAUGCAAUGACUGGACAGCUAAAUGCCAAGAGUGACGUAUAUAGUUUUGGUGUUGUUCUGCUGGAGCUUCUGACUGGGCGGAAACCUGUGGAUCAUACAUUACCACGGGGGCAGCAGAGUCUUGUUACAUGGGCUACACCUAAGCUGAGUGAAGACAAAGUUAGGCAGUGUGUAGAUGCAAGACUUGGAGGAGAAUACCCUGCGAAGGCAGUCGCAAAGCUGGCUGCUGUCGCCGCCUUAUGUGUGCAGUAUGAGGCUGAUUUUAGGCCAAACAUGAGCAUUGUUGUGAAGGCAUUACAGCCUCUUUUGAAUGCACGGCCAGGACCAGCGGGGGAGGCACGAACCUUGUAAUUUUCUCUCCGUCUCUCUGUGUGAGCGUGCAUGGAAAAAUGUAACGAACGGAUUUGUAGAUGGUGUUCCUAUAUGGGUUUUUUGUGAAUUUGUGUAUGGAUCCCUCAUUGGGAACAUUCUAUUUAUUAAUAGUGUGAGGAUAUGACAAAUGUUCUCUUCGUAAUAA